Molecule: messenger RNA, 455 nt
Organism: Linum tenue
Lineage: Eukaryota; Viridiplantae; Streptophyta; Magnoliopsida; Malpighiales; Linaceae
Source: the annotation of a GenBank genome assembly
CGCCCCUUCCCGGCUCCUACACUUUCCCUCCCUAAUCCCUAUUCCCGAUCCCGCAACCGUCACUGACCACGAUCCGCUCAACCUUCUGCUUCCUCCGUGACGCGCCGUCGCAGCCUCCUCCGCCAAUCCUUUACGCCGUCGUCGUUUCCCUCUCUCCUCGCCUUUCCCAGGCAGAAGAUGCGAUGGCGCCACCCAGGCUCUCCGGAAUGCAGAAGCAAGUUCUCAGCCUCUACCGAGGCUUUCUCCGCGCGGCUCGCUUGAAAUCUGCCGACGAUCGGAAGCAGAUCGAAGCCGUCGUCUCCGCAGAGUUCCGGCGCAAUUCCAACCAAGUGGAUCGGAAGAACUUCGUCUACAUCGAGUACUUGCUCAACCGCGGCAAGAAGCAGCUCGAUCAGCUCAAGAGCCCCGGCGUCGUCGGCUUAUCUUCUUUCAGUGUCGGUGGUGGUCAGCGAUAA